Molecule: messenger RNA, 705 nt
Organism: Leptidea sinapis
Lineage: Eukaryota; Metazoa; Arthropoda; Insecta; Lepidoptera; Pieridae
Exons: 4
Coding region: 1-600 (199 amino acids)
Biological process (GO): proteolysis
Molecular function (GO): serine-type endopeptidase activity
Source: RefSeq, a predicted model, not a curated record
AUGGAUAUGUCAACCGCAUAUCAUGACUCUGGAGGUCCAGCAGUUCGUGACGGAGUUCUCCUGGGCAUCGUGUCUUUCGGCGGCAAGCAGUGCGGUGACCCUCAAUCUCCAGGUGUCUACAGUAGAGUUCCACAGAUUACCCCAUGGGUGGAGUUGACAGUCACCAAUAACGAAGCAAGCGACGUGCCAGAGUUGCAGGCGAAAAUUAAAAAAGCAAGACAAAGAGAAAAAGAGUUGCAGAAGUUCAAAGCCCGUGUUGAAGAAAAGAAAAACAAAAUCAAAUCAUGGCUUCGCGAGACGCUCCAAUCGCCAACAUUCAUCGAACUAGCGAAGAAGAAGCUACUUAAUUCCGGUUUUGACAUACGAAAAAAAUUCCGACGAACCGACAUAGAGCCGGAGGACAUCGUGGAUGACAAAACUAUGGACGAUAUUAACUUGUCCAAUUUGAUUAAUGAUGUAAUUUUGGAAAGCGAUGUCAGUAAUGAUGGAGAGGUUCUACUAACGACCCUGGCUAUGCAUGAGCUGGUUUUGCUAGAAGGACAGUCCAGUGAUGAUGAUGAUGAUGCUAUAAGUACACUUAUUGCUUUGAUUAAUAAAUGAAUAAUUAUUAUUAAAAUCAAAUGACUAUUGAAUAUUAACUUCUCUUAUAAUGAGUUUUCACAAAAGCGCCAUCUAUGUUAUCUCUAGUGAACUAGAAACGAGCCG